UCCUAGUAACAUUAGCCAUGUGGCAGCAUUCACACGUGCUAAGAAUAGCGACAGGACACUGUCACCCGUGUAACUUUUCCAAGCUAGUUAAUGAUACUACUUUAAUGUAGGAGAAAACAUUUCCUAGGACCCUGAUUGACCUAAAGACUUGGCCGCCACCUUACGAAGAGACUCUCUGCCUGCAGGGGACAUAAUGACAUCUUCCCAGACUAUCUACCCUGGAAUGCGUGGCACCAUCCCAAAUCCUUACCCACCAACAAGUUCCAUGGCUCUUCAUCCUCAACAACCUCUGGGUUUUUUAAAUGUAAGAAACCAAGUACAGACUGGGCAGGUUUCCUUCAUUACAUCUCCAGGAAUCUUCCCUAACAAUCAGCUGGGUCGAGAUGUGCCAACGGUAAAUCCAGCUCCAGGAGCAGCAACAAGCAACGUUAAAGAUGCAGCAAUAGCACUUGGGGUGAUCCAAAUCACAAUUGGAUUGAUGCACAUUGGCUUUGGAGUUGUUCUCGGGUUGCUGAGCACCUCUUACUAUAUGAGUUGGGCAUUUUCCUCUAUUGCUUUUGUUGGUGGAUAUCCAUUCUGGGGUGGAGUCUUUGUGAGUAGAUUGCUAGAACACCUCUCCCUGUGCAGGAUGGAUGUCCCCAGUCUGUUCACAGCAAGAGACAUUCCCAGGCGCAAGCAGGGAACCUGCCAUUCACAGAUUUGUCUAUGCCUACAGUUCAUUGCUUCUGGCUCACUCUCCAUAUCAGCGUUCAAGAAGUUCUCUCACUGUCUGGUGAAGAGCACCCUGAUAACAAACAUUUUUAGCACCGUCUCUUCCUUUGUUGGAGUGAUUCUGUUUCUGUUUGAUCUGAACAUCAAUGGCCACCAUUAUCAAAACUACUGGAUGGUGCUUUCUGGGAGAGGAAUUGCAGGUGUGUUGGCAAUAUUUUCCUUGUUGGAAUUCAGCAUAGCGUGGGCCACGGUCUACUUUGCAUACCAAACUAUCCUCUAUGGCAAAAGAUCUGUCCCGGAUGCUCCAAAUGUGUAUACAGCCAACCCCUUGAUGCAAGAGUCUUCCCCAGCCUCUCCUAUAUAUGACAACAUUCCAGAUUAUGCUCCCAGGCAAUAACAGGCA
This is a messenger RNA of Grammomys surdaster, 1114 nucleotides long. RefSeq names its product membrane spanning 4-domains A12 (gene Ms4a12). The record is from RefSeq and is a predicted model, not a curated record. The transcript has 7 exons. Gene Ontology annotation, biological process: cell surface receptor signaling pathway. Bases 194 to 1108 code for a protein of 304 amino acids. Gene Ontology annotation, cellular component: plasma membrane. Lineage: Eukaryota; Metazoa; Chordata; Mammalia; Rodentia; Muridae.